This is a messenger RNA of Exaiptasia diaphana, 2840 nucleotides long. Its product is annotated as neurocalcin homolog. Gene Ontology annotation, molecular function: calcium ion binding. The transcript is spliced from 2 exons. The coding region runs from base 1509 to 2099 and encodes 196 amino acids. The record is from RefSeq and is a predicted model, not a curated record. Lineage: Eukaryota; Metazoa; Cnidaria; Anthozoa; Actiniaria; Aiptasiidae.
UCCUUCAUUUGAUAUUAAAGCUGCCAUUGACAUUAGCAGCAAGAAGCCGUCGUAUAUAUUUUACAAAGAGUAAUGCAGGUGUAGUUUUUUAAUUCCUAGAUGAGUGGCAUGCUUUCGUACAUAUCAAAGCUAACUUAUUUGCAUUUCCGUGAGGUCUGUCAGAGCUUUCUCUUCGAUCUACUAAACUUUAAAAAGGCACACGAACAGUGUGGCUAAGUAAUCAAAAUUUGACAUAAAAAAACUCCAGACAAGUAAAUGAAAAAAUAAAUUGAGUGGGAGGAACACAGUGGAAGAAUAUCGAAAGCUGGGCGAAAAGUUGUAAUAGAUGAUAAUGUAAAUAAUUGAUGAUUUUCAAUUAUACUCAUGACGCUGUUGGGCUUUUAUCGCUUCGUGUUUUUGGACUGGCUAACAUAUUUUUAGCACGGACAAAAGUUACCAUUUUCCCCGAGGCCCCCUUACUUAUUCAAUAUUCCACCUUUAAAAAAGCACCAAUUGUCGCGAUGGUCGCUGUAUUUGAACAAGAAAUGGAUAGUGUCUAUAUCGAGCAGAAUAUGAGGAUUUAAAUACCGUUAUUUUGGAUUCAUCCUAUUGGUAGGAUAUUCUUAGCUGUUAUCGUCGCGAUCUCAAUCAAUAUGUAAUUUCCUUGUUUAGUUUUCGCGACCAAAACGACAAUUUAAGUUGGCAAAAUUGAACGUCAAAAACAAGAUAGUAUUUUCACACGCCUUAACRCAGACAGUAAAAAAAGUGAACACUUUCUCUAGAUCAUGUAACGAUGCUAGAUGCUUGCGCGCAAACAAUCAAAUAACAUUUGUAAUAACAAUUGGUGGGUUACGAUUGGUUGAUUCGUUAAAUUAAGAACAGCACGCAUACCAAAUGCCAUUCUUUUUGAUUAUUUCAUCAGUGGAAUGAAUUCUCGGUAAAUGCAUUUCAAUUCGUGGUCAGUCCAGACAUCGAUUAUAAAUACAUCCUUCACUGAUUUAUUGGGUUAUUGAAUGAAGUUGAAGAAAAGGAAAACAGAAAUUAAUUUACCAUUUUCCACCACAAAACCCACUUAAUUUCAACAAGUGAAAAAAUUAUGAAAACACAAAAUUAGUUAAAAAUUGUGGCCUAUUUUAUCAUUGAAUUCAUCAAGAGUCACUUUCCUAGACAACCGAAAUACGUCAGUAAUAAACCACAAGGUUGAAAUAUUAUAAAACGAGAGGAAAUUUAUUCUAUUUUGAAUUGAAUGCUAUUCUCAUUAAUGUCAGCAAGGAAAAGUGAAUUCCAUUCCACCACGGGGUCCCCCAGAGGUUAUUUGGUGGCARAAGCGGCCAGGUGGUCGGUCAGAAUCACGGUGUAUAUCGAGUGACUUUCCAAGUGUCGACUGCUCAACAUAGAAGCAGAGUAGUAAUCGCCAGAGCAAGGUUUCUUAAGGAAAUAAGCGGGGAGUUUAAGGCGAGCAUUCACGCCUAUUUUGGACUUCAUUUUGUAGAUUGCCGUGGUCUGUAUGCGCUUGGUCUGGAGCAAACAUGGGCAAAAAACAGAGUAAACUCGAUCCUCAGGUCAUGAAUGAUCUUAUGAGAAGAACAGAUUUCGACGAGAAAGAGCUCAAGUCGUGGUAUAAAGGUUUUCUGAAAGAUUGUCCGAGUGGUUACCUAACAAAAGAACAGUUUAUUGAAAUGUACAAUAAAGUAUUCCGCCAAGGCGAUGCAACCAAGCUGGCCGCGUGCGUGUUUCGACGGUUUGAUGUCAAUCGAGAUGGCAAAAUCGAUUUCCGAGAAUUCAUGUGUUCGCUCUAYGUAUCAACACGCGGGUCUAUGGAACAGAAACUCAAAUGGGCUUUCAGUAUAUACGACAUAAAUGGUGAUGGUUUUAUAACAAAACAAGAAAUGUACCGCAUUGUCGACGCACUGUAUAGAACGGCAGGGGACGAUCCCACAACUAACAAGAGUUUGGUGGCUCAGUGGGAAGAGCUUGAUCCGGAAGAGCGAACACUAAAAGUGUUCAGGAGCUUUGACACAAACAGAGACGGGCUUCUUUCACUGUCAGAAUUUCUAGAAGGCGCCAAGAAAGACAAAACUUUAGCUUUAAUUCUUGAAAAUCAGUCGUGUGAUUUUUGAAGCUAACAAAACAAAUUUGGGACACUGGGCGUAUCCUAUGUACAUAGAUAGACGGACAUUUAGAAUUWACGUCAACCGAAUUUAUAAACUUUGAUAUCCACUCGUUCCCAUUCACUUUUGCGCAUGGAUAAAGAUUCACCUCCGCUGACCAAUACAGAACUAUACAUGCAGGUUAGGAAAUUCAACACCGCAAAACACAGAAGGGCGUGGCCAAUGCCACGCGRCACUAAUGAAAAUAUAAUUCCUCUAGCUUCAAGAGGACUGUUUGAUAAAAUACAAAACUGAAUCAGUUUGAUAAAAAUGUUAGAGUUACGUGUCUCUAGUGUCAAAAGAAUAGAUGUCCAUGUUGGUUAUGGAUUAGCCACUGAAAUGUUGGCCUGGAAUUAAAAUAGYCAACUCGAUCUCGUUUUAUGACAUGAGAAUUCAAUGUAUCCAAUGUAAAAUAGUAAUAUACUGGAUAACAACUUGUAGCUGUUGUAUAUUAUUUUUUUGUUGCGCAAUGGCGCGGCUCUAAAAUAUCUAAUUUGUCAGGAUUUUGGUUGGGUGUUUUUGGUUUGGAAAUAUUUUUGAAAAUAGGAUUAUUCGUGCCUAGGACGGAGGUUUUGAGUGAGUCCUGAACUUUUGGAUGGACCCAAUUCUCAUUCGUUAGGCAAAGAAUGCUGCAACAGACUCACAACUUUCACCACAUUGAGUAGAUGUUUAUUGAAAGUCAAAUUAUUAAUACACAAGGUUUUUUCUGAA